CAGCUGGGUGCCAGCCAAUCUAACGGAAAGCUCAACUCCGCAGACUGCCAGCUCAAUCUCGAUCUCCGUCGAAUUUCCUGACUUGAGUUCCUGACUUGAACAGUCGAGAGUCUAGGUUGUGCUCAAUUGCAGGUCUCUUGAGUCGCAGCCAUGCAGGCAUUCAGGACCUGCGCGCCUUCGGUGCUGCGUCAGGCCUCACGACCGACAAGAGCCUACGCUACCGUCUCAUCUGCGACAGCAUAUCAACAGACAAUACCAAACCUGAGGAUCAAUUCGGACACGAAAGUCCUCUUUCAAGGUUUCACUGGCAAGCAAGGAACCUUUCACGCUCGGCAAGCGAUCGAAUAUGGCACAAAAGUCGUCGGCGGCACGAAUCCGAAGAAGGCCGGCACGACGCAUCUCGAACUCCCUGUUUUCAAGAAUGUGGCUGAAGGAAUGAAAGAGACGGGUGCCAAUGCAAGUGUCAUCUUUGUUCCUCCACCUUUGGCCGCUGCUGGUAUCCUUGAAGCUGUCGAGGCAGAAAUGCCCUUGGUAGUUUGCAUUACCGAAGGUAUCCCACAGCACGAUAUGGUCAGGGUAACGAACAUCUUGAAAACUCAAAGCAAGACGCGUCUCGUCGGACCAAACUGUCCUGGAGUGAUCGCCCCUGGCCAAUGCAAGAUCGGUAUCAUGCCCGGAUUUAUCCACAAACGAGGAAGAGUUGGAAUUGUUUCAAGAUCAGGAACCUUGACAUACGAGGCAGUCAACCAGACAACACAAGCCGGACUGGGACAAUCGCUAGUCGUUGGUAUCGGAGGCGACCCGUUCAGCGGCACCAAUUUCAUCGACUGCUUGAAAGUAUUUAUGGAAGACGACGAGACAGAAGGCAUCAUCAUGAUUGGUGAAAUUGGAGGCAGCGCAGAAGAAGAUGCCGCCGAGUUUCUGAAGAGCGAGAACAAGAAGAACAAACCCGCCGUCAGCUUCAUUGCUGGUAUCAGCGCCCCUCCGGGACGACGAAUGGGCCACGCUGGUGCCAUCAUCAGUGGUGGAAAGGGUGGUGCCGACUCCAAGAUUGCCGCCCUCGAGGCAGCUGGUGUGGUUGUUGAGAGGAGUCCUGCAGCAUUGGGCAAAGCUUUGCACCAACAGUUUGUCAGUCGGGAUCUUAUCUAAGGAUUGUUCGGUUUCACACUUCUUUACAGCUUUUCCAGCUAAGGUGGACGAUUGAGAUUCGCAGGAUGUGUUCUUGUGAUUCUGAUGCCCGAAAUGGGCACCUUUGAUAAGACUGUACAUUUCUGCAAAUGCCGGCUUGCACUUUCGGGAAACGCGACCGAGUGCGACAUGUACCUCUGAGUAAAUCCGUGACCAUAACGCUCAAUGCCUGCCUCAAC
Exophiala xenobiotica is the source of this 1367-nucleotide messenger RNA. RefSeq lists its product as uncharacterized. Gene Ontology annotation, cellular component: mitochondrion; succinate-CoA ligase complex (ADP-forming). Bases 151 to 1149 code for a protein of 332 amino acids. The record is from RefSeq and is a predicted model, not a curated record. Gene Ontology annotation, molecular function: succinate-CoA ligase (GDP-forming) activity; succinate-CoA ligase (ADP-forming) activity. Gene Ontology annotation, biological process: tricarboxylic acid cycle. NCBI's taxonomy places the organism in Eukaryota, Fungi, Ascomycota, Eurotiomycetes, Chaetothyriales, Herpotrichiellaceae. The transcript has 6 exons.